GUGCAAUACUUCCCUUCUGAUUGAUUAUUGCCAAGGUGAUGGUGUCCAUGACUACAUCUUGAUUGAUGCUGGAAAAACUUUCCGAGAGCAAGUUUUGCGGUGGUUCACUCACCACAAGAUUCCCCGGGUGGAUUCUGUUAUUUUGACGCAUGAACAUGCUGAUGCAAUUCUUGGUCUUGAUGACAUGCGUGCAGUACAAGCAUUUAGUCCUACCAAUGAUAUUGAUCCUACUCCUGUUUAUCUUACCCAGUAUGCAAUGGACAGCAUCAAAACAAAAUUCCCAUACUUGAUGAAGAAAAAAUUAAAAGAAGGCGAAGAAGUGAGGCGUGUUGCUCAACUUGACUGGAAGAUAAUUGAGGGCCACUGCAACAAACCAUUUAUAUCAUCAGGCCUAGAGUUUGUUCCAUUGCCAGUAAUGCAUGGAGAGGAUUACAUUUGCUUAGGCUUCCUUUUUGGACGAAAAUCAAGAAUUGCAUAUAUAUCCGAUGUUUCACGUUUCCCAGCUAGCACUGAGUAUG
Elaeis guineensis (African oil palm) is the source of this 518-nucleotide messenger RNA. The record is from RefSeq and is a predicted model, not a curated record. NCBI's taxonomy places the organism in Eukaryota, Viridiplantae, Streptophyta, Magnoliopsida, Arecales, Arecaceae.